Messenger RNA from Ctenopharyngodon idella (grass carp), 2564 nucleotides. It is a transcript of the gene il1rl1, whose product is annotated as interleukin 1 receptor-like 1. Bases 109 to 1752 code for a protein of 547 amino acids. The transcript is spliced from 10 exons. Gene Ontology annotation, biological process: signal transduction. Gene Ontology annotation, molecular function: interleukin-1 receptor activity. NCBI's taxonomy places the organism in Eukaryota, Metazoa, Chordata, Actinopteri, Cypriniformes, Xenocyprididae. The record is from RefSeq and is a predicted model, not a curated record.
UUCAUUUCGUUUGUAGAGUUAGCAGUAUAUGGUGUUGCGUUAUAGUAAAGUAGUUAUGAACUGAAUACUGGUAUUUUAGCUUAGUUUGAGAUUAUUUGCUUUACAGGGAUGAUGAUGAGGAGGAUGAGGAGGAUGUUACAGAUGAUUUUGCUCCUGACUGAAUAUGUCCUGGUCUCGUCAUAUCAGUCGAACUCCACAGUUAAGUGUGAAAGAUCUGAUGAAAGGAAAACAGUGAGAGUGAUGGCUGGAGAAUCCCUGUAUUUACCCUGCCCCAACACUGAUUGCCAUACUGAGACUGAAAACACCUCGUACGAAUGGUUCAAAUACCUCGAAAGAACAGAGCAGGUUGAGCAAAUCGGGACGGAGGAGAGCGAACGCAUCCAUUACCACCUUUCUGAAUUAUACAUCCUUUGGUUAACCCUGAACGACACGGGACGCUACAUCACACGCUGGUGGUAUGAGGAGGACAAAUGUGAUGAAUAUGAAACUGACAUUGUGGUUUAUGAAGAGUUCAACACAGAUCUCUUGUACCGUACUUUGGUAGAAGAAAAGGCGUCACAAAUCCACUGUCCGGUGUGUGAAUAUCAGCAGGCCACGUUCAUCUGGUAUAAGGAUUUCUCUCUUAUUCCAAACCAAGAGGCUGAGGCUUUACGUAUCCGUAACUCUUCAAAAGAAAGCGAGGGUAUUUACACCUGUGUUUGCACCUGGGAGCACAAUGGGAUAAAACACAACACCUCUGCAUCUCGCAGACUGACCAUCAAAGAUAUGUCCAGCAUUCCUCCUGCGUUUCAACUUCCCGUCAAUAACUCCAUUGUGAUCACUGAUGUGGGUACAGAAUUGAUCCUCCAAUGUUCUGUCUUCUUUGGACGCACUGUGUGUGAUGAGUGCUUUGUUCACUGGGAAAGGAAUAAAACCAGGAUAAAUGCGGUGAAUGGAUAUAAGCAGGAAACAAGAAAGCAAGAUGGCAUCAUGGAGUCAUUUUUGACCAUUACUAAAGUUUCUGAGCUGGACCUCCGUUCUGAGUAUCGCUGCAGAGCUGAAGACUCCUAUAAAGUGUAUUAUGUAUCAGUCAUUUUGAAGCGUAAAGCAUCAAUGCUCCCUGAGAUUCUGGCAUGCGUUUGCACAUUUCUUCUUGUCCUGGUGCUCAGUGGAAUAGUGAAGUGGUUUUCACUGGAUCUGGUGCUGUUCUUAAGGGAAAUUAUCGUCAAGCUCAACAGGACAGAGGAUGGGAAACUGUUUGACGCUUAUGUGAUUUACCAGAGAAACUUGGAAGAGAAGACAGACAAAACUGUAAGUGACUUUGUCAACGGAUCUCUUGUAACAGUGCUGGAGAGCUACUGUGGCUUCAAACUUUUUAUUCACGGCAGAGAUGACCUACCUGGGGAAGACUGCAUGAACAUGACUGAAUCUAAGAUACAGCUUAGUCGGAGACUUAUCAUCAUUUUAACAUCUGGAACAAGUACCAUUUCUUCUGCGGCUUAUGAUCUGGAAUUGGGGCUCCAUCAGGCUCUGGUACAAGGAGAAACUGGUGUGAUUCUCAUCCAGCUGGGACAGAUGAAAGACUACACACAUCUGCCUCUCGGACUGCAACAUCUCCUCUGUAAGAAUUCUCCUUUACUGUGGAGAGACGGCGAAUCCUCACCAAGCUCGAGGUUCUGGAAGAGAGUGCGAUACAGGAUGCCUGUUGCGUCAUCCCAUCGGAAGAGUAGUUCGAAAAAUGGAUCACUAGAAUGUCAGCGUUUAACAGUUUAAUGCAAGAGAUUCAUUUUAGGUUCAGGCGCCGGAUUCACAAACAUUUGACAAAUGACAGGCUUUGGCAUUAUUUGGCGAGGUCUGAUAUUUGACUUUUUUUUUUUUUUUUUUUUUUGUAGAGACAAAAAGUCAUGUCAGACAUAAUCAUGACCAACCACUGUAUACAUUAUUGAUCAUUGGUGGCACUCCAAAGAAUUGUGCACAUUAAUAGUAAUACGUAAAGUUAAAGGGGUCAGUAUUAUAUUUUAAUGUUUUUGAACGAAGUCUCUUAUGCUCAUUAAGGCUGCAUUUAUUUCAUAAUAAAUACAGAAAAAACAAUAAUAUUGUGAAAUAUUAUUACAAUUUAAAAUUAUGGUUUUCUAUUUUAAUAUACUUUAAAAUAUUAUUUAUUUCUGUGAAGCAAAGCUGAAUUUUCAGCAUCAUUACUCCAGUCUUCAGUGUCACAUGAUCCUUCAGAAAUCAUUCUAAUAUGCUGAUUUAUUAUCAAUGUUGGAAACAGUUGUGCUGCUUAAUAUUUUUUUGGAACCUGUGAUACUUUUUCAGGAUUCUUUGAUGAAUAAAAAGUUAAAAAAUAUCAGCAUUUAUUUAAAAUAGAAAUCUUUUGUAACAAUAUACACUACCGUUCAAAAGUUUGGGGUCAGUAAAUUUUUUUCUUUCUUUUUUUUUGAAAGAAAUUAAUACUUUUAUUCAGCACGGAUGUGUUAAAUUGAUAAAAAGUUAGAAUAUAUUGUUAGAAAAGAUUUCUAUUUUGAAUAAAUGCUGUUCUUUUUUAACUUUUUAUUCAUUAUAUGAUCCUGAAAAAAGAAUCACAG